CGGGUGAGGACUGGAAACCCAGACAGUCCAGGGACAAGAAGGUUAUCAGCAGUCCUGACAUUCACGAAAGGGAAUACUCCACCUUGGCCACUUCAACUGCUUCAACCUUGGCUGCUUUUGACUUUCUGAGGUCUCUGCUUUUAUCCUACACCCCAAAGAUGGAGGUACUACUGGGAGUAAAAAUUGGCUGCCUGCUUGCCCUUCUGGUUCUCACAAUGGGCUGUGGCCUUACUCCCAUCUACGUCAAAUGGUUCCAGAUGGAUGCAGCUACAGGUCAUCACCACAGGGUUCUCAGCCUCCUGGGCUGCACCUCUGCCGGCGUCUUCUUGGGAGCAGGGUUGAUGCAUAUGACUGCUGAAGCCCUGGAGGGAAUUGAGUCAGAAAUUCAGAGAUUUGUGGUGCAGAAUAGUACAGGAAGUAAGGGGAAUUCUUCUCGUGAUGCUGCUUCUAGUUACGUGGAGUAUCCCUAUGGAGAGCUCAUCAUCUCCCUGGGCUUUUUCUUUGUCUUCCUUUUGGAGUCACUGGCAUUGCAGUGCUGUCACGGGGAUGCUGGAGGAUCAACAGUACAGGAGGAGGAAUGGGGAGGGACUCAUGCCUUUGGAUUCCACAAGCACCCACCCAUACCCUCACCCUCACGGGGUCCCCUGCGUGCCCUGGUCCUUCUGCUCUCACUGUCCUUUCACUCCGUGUUUGAAGGCCUAGCUGUGGGACUGCAGGCAACAGUGGCAACCACUAUACAGCUCUGUGUUGCUGUGCUGGCUCAUAAGGGGCUUGUGGUGUUUAGUGUGGGCCUGAGGCUGGUGAAGAUCGGCACCGGACCACGAUGGGCCACGUUCUGCAUACUGUCACUAGCUCUCAUGUCUCCUGUGGGCCUAGCCCUGGGGCUGACUGUGGCUGGAGGGGCCUCGGGACAAGCACAGGGAUUAGCCCAGGCUGUAUUAGAGGGUAUAGCAGCUGGCACAUUUUUAUAUGUCACCUUCCUAGAAAUUUUGCCCCGGGAGCUGGCUUGUCCUGAGGCCCCUCUGGCCAAGUAUGGCUGUGUGGCUGCUGGGUUUGCCUUCAUGGCCCUUAUUGCCUUGUGGGCCUGAGAUAUUCCUCACUGCUCGGAUAGACCUAUGUAGGGUAACUUCUCCUGAGGACACUCCCUCAAUAACUUCUGUCCUCAGACAUUAUUUUCAAUGAGACUAAACAUUUACUAGGCACGGACUGACUCAGACUUCAUAGGACGUGAGAUCCCGUCCUAGCUCAGGACUUAGAAUGUUUUGUUUGCAUACCUAUUUAACUGGAAAAUUGGUGUCAAGACCAUCACUCCAGAUUCGUUAUUGUGUAUAAUAAAAGUCCCAUUUUACCUGUUCCCUUCAA
Mastomys coucha (southern multimammate mouse) is the source of this 1362-nucleotide messenger RNA. RefSeq names its product solute carrier family 39 member 2 (gene Slc39a2). Gene Ontology annotation, molecular function: zinc ion transmembrane transporter activity. Gene Ontology annotation, biological process: zinc ion transmembrane transport. Lineage: Eukaryota; Metazoa; Chordata; Mammalia; Rodentia; Muridae. Gene Ontology annotation, cellular component: plasma membrane. The transcript has 4 exons. The record is from RefSeq and is a predicted model, not a curated record. The coding region runs from base 159 to 1088 and encodes 309 amino acids.